This is a messenger RNA of Apodemus sylvaticus (European woodmouse), 4877 nucleotides long. It is a transcript of the gene Frmpd1, whose product is annotated as FERM and PDZ domain containing 1. NCBI's taxonomy places the organism in Eukaryota, Metazoa, Chordata, Mammalia, Rodentia, Muridae. Gene Ontology annotation, cellular component: cytoskeleton. The transcript has 16 exons. Gene Ontology annotation, molecular function: protein binding. Bases 83 to 4753 code for a protein of 1556 amino acids. The record is from RefSeq and is a predicted model, not a curated record.
GUGGCUGCCGCUGGGCGGGGCGCCCCAGCUUCUGCUCCCGCCGGCUCCGCGUGCACGCGGGCGGCGCCUCCUCCUCAGGUAAAUGGAAGAGCUGGAGAACACUUUCUCCCAGACUCGGAAAGCACACAGAAUAGAGCAGAUGGUGGCAAGGUGGCUUCGGCGUUCCCGGGACAGCUCAGCUCGGGCUAAAGUUGCUGCAGCUGAAGGGCCACCCGGGAACCCGGCCCAGGUACUCACGCCAGUGAGGCACACAGUAACACUAGACAAAGAUGUCCUCCUCCAGAACUAUGGAUUCCACAUUUCUGAGACUCCUCCCCUCACAGUGGUGGCUGUCACAGCAGGCAGCUCUGCUCACGGCAAGCUUUUCCCUGGUGAUCAAAUUCUCCAAAUGAACAAUGAGCCGGCUGAAGACCUUUCCUGUGAGCGAGCGGCCGAUAUUCUCAGGGAAACCGAAGAUGCUCUUUCAAUUACAGUUGUCCGCUGCACAUCGGGAGUCCCCAAGUCAUCCUUCUUGACUGAAGAGAAGAGGGCCCGGCUGAAGACCAACCCUGUGAAGGUGCACUUUGCUGAGGAAGUGCUGGUCAGUGGGCACAGUCAGGGGAACUCUCUGCUUUGUAUGCCCAACGUGCUCAAGGUGUACCUGGAGAACGGACAGACCAAAGCUUUCAAGUUUGAGGCAAACACGACUGUGAAGGACAUCAUCCUCACGGUGAAGGAGAAGCUGUCCAUCCGAAGUAUCGAGUACUUUGCGCUGGCCCUGGAGGAGCAGUACAGCAUCUCCCGCCUCCACCUUCUGCACGAGGAGGAGCUCAUCCAGCAGGUGGUGGAAAGGGAAGAAUCCCAGGACUCCCGCUGCCUCUUCAGGGUGUGCUUUGUUCCCAAGGAUCCUCUGGACCUGCUGAAAGAAGACCCCGUGGCCUUUGAAUAUCUCUACCUACAGAGCUGCAGUGAUGUCCUCCAGGAGCGCUUUGCUGUGGAGAUGAAGUGCAACUCUGCCCUCCGGCUUGCAGCCCUGCACAUCCAGGAGCGGAUCUAUGCCUGUGCCCAGCCACAGAAGAUCUCUUUGAAGUACAUAGAGAAAGACUGGGGAAUAGAGAAUUUUAUAUCUCCAACUUUACUCCGAAAUAUGAAAGGCAAAGACAUCAAGAAAGCCAUUAGCUUCCACAUGAAGAGAAACCAGAAUUUGCUAGAACCCCGGCAGAAGCAACUUAUUUCUGCUGCUCAGCUACGAUUAAAUUAUCUUCAGAUCCUUGGAGAACUCAAGACAUAUGGUGGGAAAGUCUUCAAUGCUACUUUGAUGCUCCAGGAUAGAGAAUCCUACAUUGCCCUUCUGGUUGGGGCCAAGUACGGGAUCAGCCAGAUGAUCAACAGCAAACUCAACAUCAUGUCCACACUGGCAGAGUUUGCCAACAUCAGCCGGGUGGAGCUGACAGAAGAGUCCGAGAAAGUGAGCAUGGUCAAGGUCUACCUGCAGGACGUUAAGGUUCUGACUUUGUUGCUGGAAUCCAGCAGUGCAAAAGACCUGGCCUGCUUGAUCGCUGGGUACUACAGGCUGUUUGUGGACCCGGCCAACCCUGUCUUCCUCUGGUCUGGAAACAGACAGCAGACUCACCGGGUGUCUGCUGAAGAAGGCUAUGAGUCCAGGGCCUGCAGCGACUCAGAGGAGUCCUCUGAGGUGGACUGUGUCCUGGAGCCCCUUUCUGACCGAUGCCUGGUGAAGCUGAGCCUCUGCAGACCAUUUGGUAGAGAAGAACAGCCCCCUGGAGACAGCCCCACCCCCGAGGUGACCAGGAGAGGCCCAGGCACCUGCGGGGCCAGCAGCACAACCGACAGUGCUGAAUCUGAGGCAUCAGACUCAGCCAACACCGAGAGCCGGGGCUGCAGGACCAGCGGGUCUAGUGAGUCCAUGGACGCCCUGGAGGAGGACGACUUAGAUGCGUGCUCCUCCAGCAGGGCCAGCUUCUUCCACUUUGGCCCACCAGGCUUCUCCAAGGGCCUUGAUACCGACAGCCAAGAAGAAAACAGCAGGGUGGAGACCAGUGGUUUUCUGUGUUUGCUGGACCUGGCCCAGAAUGCCAAUCCGCGGUGCCAGAAGGUAGAAGGUCCCCAGGACCUUGCUUCGGAGGCCUGCAGCUGGGCACCAGAACUAAGCAUGGGCAGGCUAGACCCCAGGUUGUAUGAGGGCAGCCAGACUGACUACUAUAGCCUGUGUUCCAGCGUCUCCCCAGGCAGCCACCUGAGUGACUCUGGCUCAGAGAGCGCAGCUUCCCGGCAGGGAGCCGCACCACCACCAUGGUGCCAGCAGGGCUGGAUGGAGGCCCAGCCUGGCUCCAUGCUGGAAACCCUGGCCCUGCCCGCACUGCCCCCGCUGGCCUUUGAGGAUGGCAGCUCAGAUGAGGAAUACUACGAUGCAGCCGACAAACUCACGCCACCAGACACACUCUCAGGACCCAGAGCUGCCGAUCCUAGUGCCAUGAGAUUGCACAGUCAGCCUAGAGCCCAUGGCUCCGAGGAAAGCCUGCAUCUGGGCCCAGACGGAGGAGAGCCAAGCAGGCGGGGAGGGGUGAAGAAGUAUGCCAAGUCCCUGAGGAAGAGAAGGUCCUUCCUACAGACGGAUCACACCUCCCAGGUCUCCUUCCCCAUGGAGCCGUCUGCCCAAGAGAACAUGGAGGAUGUGUGCUACUAUGAUAGAGAGCCCUACCUGACCCUCGCUGCCCCCUCCCCAACUGUGUCCUCCCUGCAGGACAUGCAAAGUGAGCCAGGCCUCCUGGAGACCAAGGCCUUGGGGUUGCUGGCUUCCUUAAGGGAGACAAAGAACAAAAAUCCAGCCUCCAGGAUCAUGGAGAUGGAGCCAGAGACCAUGGAAACCAAGUCAGUCAUUGAUUCCCGAGUGUCUUCUAUCUCUGCCAUUCGCCUCCGAAUUGACCCUAGCAACACAGGGCAUCCUGAGGCUAGUCCCUUGGCUGUCACCACUGAUGGCUCCUCAGCAAGUAGCCCUCACAAUCCCCAGCAUUCCAACCCAGGCUCUUCCAGUCCACAGGCUGCUCAGGUCAGACCUUUUCAAACCGUAGCGCCUGGUCAAGACCCAGGUGGUACCAUUCCCAAAGAACUCACGGCACAGCCUGAGGACAGCACCUACCCUCUCUCUAGUGCUGACCCUAAUCCAGACAGCCCAGGGCCACACCACGUUCCUCAAGGAGACACUUCAGAGCUAGAAGAGGUGCGAUCAGAAAUGGGGUCGGGAUCUUUAGUAAUAAAUCACAUACAAGAAGAUACUCCCCAAAUCACAGGAUCCUCGUGUCCUGGAGAUGGGCCUAUCAGUGGUGACUGUGAAGUGAAUUUGGAAGAUAUGGCCUUGGCUGCAAAUGAGGUGCGACAAGGACAGUUGUCCUUGGACAGUGACAGUGAAGUUACGCACAUAGAUGGCCAUAGCCUAUUCCAGGAGGGAGUUGGGGAGGACUUGGGCGAUUUCAAGGGGGACAGGUUGGAUACUGUUCCACAGACCCCUGAUGUAGAUGUUAGUGCUCCAGCUGGUGAAAUCAGCAGCUCCCUCUGCUCAGAGCCUCCUGCCACAGGGCAGAUCUCACCCGGCUCUGGAGGGGAAAACAGAGAUGCCCAGGAACAGGAGCUCUUGACAGAACUGGACUUGGGCCCUGAAUUCUUACUUGGGGAGCAGUCAGCCAUCCCUCUAGAGCCAGUCAAGGCAGAGCAGCUCGACCGUGUGAUGGAGGAAGGCUUAGUCCCUGGGGACACGUCUCAGCAGGUCUGUGUCCAUACAGUACCGUCCCUGCCAAAGCUUUCGCCCUGUGGAGAAGAGCCCCGCUCUGCAGAUUCGGGCCAUGGCUCACCAGCAGAAAGCAAAGGCGACAGUCCUAUCAUCUGCCUCCCGCCUGAGAGGUCUUUCCUGUGCUUUGCCCCUGAGAGCCAUCCUGAGGGCUCAACCAGUCUCAGCAGGUUCACCUCCUUCGGUUUCACUGGCAUAAACGAAGUGGCACCUGCCGGGAUUGGCAUAGAGCAUUGCAGAUGUCAGUUUUCCUACACCACAUGCUUCCGUGGCCUGCAGCCUGAGACGGAAGAAGAAGACGGGGACCCACAGACACACCCUGCUGCCCCCCUCACUUCACCACCCUCUGCAGGAAGCCAGGUGACUCUGCCCUGGAGGGCAGCCCGUGCCUAUAGCUGCACCACACCCCUAUCCAGGAAAAGCCACAUCUGGCCAGAGUACUGCUCCAGGGCUCUGAGACAGCUGAAAACUGCCCCCGCAAAUGCCCCCGAGGGCUUUGUCCAACUCACAGAGAGCCUGCUGGAGCUACAGGACAUUUUAGAAGCUUCCUGGGGGGUUGGAAACAAACACCCCCCUGACAAGUGCACUUGGCACUUUUCAGAAAGCCGAAGCCGCCUCUGCAUGGGCUCACAGAAGCUCCUCUCCAGCUGUCAACACGUGAUCAGAAUGGACCAAUCCCCCGAGGAGAUGCAGGGUGCCCUGCGGGUCACUUUCCAGCACCUGGUCCAGCUAGCCGGCCUCUGCUUCCAGUUCACAGACUGUAGCCGCUGCUCCACCCGGCACAGGGAAGUGGCUGGGAACCUGAGGGACGUAGUGUACACCUACCACCAAUUUGUGGAGGCUGCGAAACUAACCUGUGAGAGAGGCUACCAUGACCUCAGCGUGAAGCUCUUGGCCCGCCAGUGCACGGCCCUCACAGCUGCUGUGUUCUGUUUGACCCAGAAGUUCCGGGCAUCCACUGCUCUGUGACAAGGUCACCGGCCCAGGGCCCCUCUCCAAGGAGCCUCAUCUUGUUCACCCACCCCUUCCAAUGUUUACUACAUAGAGUAUUCAAAUAAACUGCUGCUUAAUCUUGUCUUGUACUGCCUUUCCU